UGUUCUUUAAUGGCUUCCCCUUGUAAGAGCCAGAGCCAGAGCCAGAGCAGUAGCUGUUCCUCUAGCGUUGUUGAAGAUAACCAAAAUGGCCUAAGGAGAGGCCCAUGGACUGUUGAUGAAGAUUCUCUUCUUGUUCAUUCCAUUUCUGUUCAUGGCGAAGGCCGCUGGAAUUUGCUUGCCAUUCGUUCAGGGCUUCGACGAACCGGGAAGAGUUGUAGAUUGAGAUGGCUUAAUUAUUUGAAACCCGAUGUGAUAAGAGGAAACCUCUCUCCUCAAGAACAGCUUUUGAUUCUCGAUCUUCAUUCCAGAUGGGGCAAUAGGUGGUCGAAGAUUGCGCAACACUUGCCUGGGAGAACCGACAAUGAGAUAAAGAAUUACUGGAGAACUCGAGUGCAAAAGCAAGCAAAGCUUCUAAAUAUUGACACAAACAGCUCAGAAUUCAAGGAAAUUAUCAACCGUUUUUGGAUCCCUCGAUUGGUCCAACAAAUAAAUGAAUCUUCUAACUCCCCUUCUUCUUCUUUUUCUUCUCCCCCGCCGCCGAACAUGCCACCCGCACGCCCUGCUUCUCAACUUUCUGAUACGGAUACGCUGCCGGCAGCCGAUGGCAAACGCCGCCAUUUCGACACGGAGCAGAACAGCACCAGUUCGGAGUCUAUGGAUAUCUCGCAGGUCUCCGAUCCAUUCUCCGACGUCCCAUCUUGGAACCACGGCAGCGAGAUGACGGCGGUGGAUUUUCAAUACCCAAUUGGCGAUUCCCGGUCGCCGUUAACGGGUUGGGUUGACGACGACGAUUCCUUCGGCGGCUGUUUGUGGAACUUUGACGGAUUGUGGCAAUUCUAAUUGGAACAUUUAAAACAGCUUAUUGGGUUCUUGUUCUUUUUUUGGAAGAUGGACCCCACAAAGCCGCAAAAUGAAAUUGUGUGCGAUUUUCGUUUUCUAAUUUUUUACAUUUAUUUCUGUGAAAAAAAAAAUAACGAAAAUUUAGUUUAA
Molecule: messenger RNA, 990 nt
Organism: Cucurbita pepo subsp. pepo (vegetable marrow)
Lineage: Eukaryota; Viridiplantae; Streptophyta; Magnoliopsida; Cucurbitales; Cucurbitaceae
Product: transcription factor MYB62-like
Biological process (GO): regulation of DNA-templated transcription
Cellular component (GO): nucleus
Molecular function (GO): sequence-specific DNA binding; DNA-binding transcription factor activity
Source: RefSeq, a predicted model, not a curated record